This is a messenger RNA of Coregonus clupeaformis (lake whitefish), 3976 nucleotides long. Its product is annotated as mucin-2. Bases 122 to 3808 code for a protein of 1228 amino acids. NCBI's taxonomy places the organism in Eukaryota, Metazoa, Chordata, Actinopteri, Salmoniformes, Salmonidae. The transcript has 8 exons. The record is from RefSeq and is a predicted model, not a curated record.
UUGGCCCCUCCUACCUUGUUGGAGGCAGUGGAUACUGCUGCUGGUGCUCUUAGCAACGGUGCCUCAGCAACAGAGCCACGGCAACGGAGCACCACGGCAACAGAGUGCCGUGUCUCCCCUUAUGGAGCUUCCAUUGGGCGGGCCGGCGCUGAGGCACUACACCCGCAGCAGACCUAGACCACACCGACAAAACCAACACCUCCGCCCCAGCAGACCACAGGAAUCGGUGGUUGACAAUGAAAAUGAAGUCCCUGAUCACAUGGGGCGAGUUGAUGAGGGAGUUGAGGAGUUCUUUACUAAGCGAGUCCUUCCUGUCGACGCUCUGAAAACACAGAAUGAGGCUGAGGAACCUCCCAUUACUGAACAGGAAGUGGAAGUAGCACCUGCUAGCGCCGCCCCUUGCCCCGCCCCUUCCAGGACCCUAAGGAGGAAGCUGGGCGAGUUCUUCACCCUUAAAAAGCGGAGAGCUGUGAAGUCAGAGGGAAGCCAAGAGGGGAAGGCCAAGAAGACCUCCAUCGCCGACCUGAUCCGGCCUCUCAGGGAGGCCGCCAGAGCUGAAAAAGAUAAAGUGAAGGAGAAUGAAAAAGAGAAGGAGAAAGAGAGUGUGGAUGACAGCGUUGUGACAGGAGAUUCAGUGGAAGCAGAAACCCCUCCUUCUGAUGGUCCCACUCCACUGAGGGGUGAGGCUCCACCCCGUCGUGCGCUAAGAGAGGGGAAGUCACAGUCUCUCAUUCUGCUCUCUGGAUCCGCAACCCACGCUGGGAACACCAAGAACACUGCACAAGGGAAGAAACACUCAUCUGACGGCCAUCAUGGCUUUGAGCAGCGCCUCCAACUCGUGCUACAACGUAUUGGUGUGUCCAAAGCUCAGCCAGGAGAGACACAGAGUCAGGAGGGAGAGAUGAAAAAAGCUGAAUCAGAGGGUACUAUCAUCGAUAAUAAACCUGAGCCCCCACCCACAUUUAUGAAGCCCCGGACCAUGUCCACCUCAUCAGAUACGAGACGUCCGGUCCGACAGAGUGUGUCCGCACAUGAGUCAGCUGGGAAACCUGCUCUGCCUCCUAAGCCAAUAAUUAAGCGAGGCCCAACCCCACCUCCCACUAUCUCCGGUCAUCUCACCCCUGAGAAUGACCUAGCCAAAAUACAGGAAGGAGAAGCAUGUUCCCCCACAGACCCCACCCCUAGUAUCACUGAUACCCCUACCAGUUCUAAACCUAUCCCCACUGAAGCCACUAUUCCCAUCACUGUCCCAGAUCCCACUAACUCUUCUAUUCCCACUGACACCAUCAUUCCCUCCCCUGUGCCAGAUCCCACUAACUCUUCUAUUCCGACUGACACCAUCAUUCCCUCCCCUGUGCCAGAUCCCACUAACUCUUCUAUUCCGACUGACACCAUCAUUCCCUCCCCUGUGCCAGAUCCCACUAACUAUUCUAUUCCCACUGACACCAUCAUUCCCUCCCCUGUCCCAGAUCCCACUAACUCUUCUAUUAUCACUGACACCAUCAUUCCCUCCCCUGUCCCAGACCCCACUAACUCUUCUAUUUCCACUGACACCAUCAUUCCCUCCCCUGUCCCAGAUCACAUUAACUCUUCUGUUCCUACUGACACCAUCAUCCCCUCCACCUCCCCUGUCCCUGAACCUACUAACUCUUCCAUCCCAGUUUCUAUUACCGCUACUUCCUCUAAUACAACCCCCAAUGACAUUAUCACCUCUACGACGUCUGCACCUACCCCUAUCAAUACUACAGCCCCCACCCCCAACACCACCACCUUUAUCCCCAGUACUAACCCUACCACAACCACUACCACUACCUCCAUCACAACUACAUCGGCCCCUAUGAAUAUUACAACUUCCACCCCCCCUACUGACAUUAACACUGUUUUUAUCCCCACUAUUAACCACACCCCAACUUCCCCUACCUCCACUGACUCCACCACCCCAACCACCUCUACGUCUGCCAUCCCUAAUCUAGCCACCAUCACCAUUACAAGCAUUACUGCCCCAACACCUGUUAACACUAAUACUGAUACCCCUACAUCAACAACCCCCACCACUAAUGCUUCUACCCCUACCCUUACUGAUACUGCUGCCUCAACUUCUACUGACUCGACAACUCCAACACUAAAUACUUCUAACUCCAUAAUUGCUUCUGCUGCCAACAACACUUCUACUCCCACCUCCACUAACUCUCUGUGUCCCACCCCAACUACCCUAACUACUAACUCAGUUACCCCACCUCUAUCUCCUGCUACUACUAUAACAACCUCUACCCUUAAUUCUAUGAAUGGUGCUUCCACCCCUACCCAUAUCCCCAUAAACUCUACUGACUCCAACGCUACCCAAACCGCAACUAACAAUACCAGCGCAACUAACUCUGUCAACUUCACUUCUACCUCAAGCCCCACUAACUCUACUAGUCCUAUCCCUACUUGCUCUACCAGCUCAACUUCCACUAACUGUGCUACUCACACUGCUACUAUCCCUACCAGUCCGAUCCCCAUUCUCUCUACUACUCACUCCCCCACUGCCACUUCUAUCCCCACUGCCACUCACUCAACUAAAUCCACCAAUAUUUCCUCCCCCACAUUCUCUUCUACUCACACCUCUACUAACACUACUAGUCCCAUCCCAACUAAUUCUACUAGCCUGGCCACUACCCCCACCCCCAUUAAGUCUAUCCCCGUCACCACUAUCUCUACAAGCCCUUCUAAUAUCACCACUGCCACUAACUCUUCUGUCCCCAUCAGUACCCUCAACCCCACUACCUCUACUACCAGCACCCCCACUAACUCUUAUGUCCCCAUCAGUACCCUCAACCCCACUACCUCUACUACCAGCACCCCCACUAACUCUUAUGUCCCCAUCAGUACCCUCAACCCCACUAACUCUACUACCAGCACCCCCACUAACUCUUAUGUCCCCAUCAGUACCCUCAACCCCACUAACUCUACUACCAGCACCCCCACUAACUAUUAUGUCCCCAUCAGUACCCUCAACCCCACUAACUCUACUACCAGCACCUCCACUAACUCUUAUGUCCCCAUCAGUACCCUCAACCCCACUAACUCUACUACCAGCACCCCCACUAACUCUUCAAAUCCCACCAACACCAAUAAACCUACUAAGUCUACUACACACACCACUAUCCCAAUCCCCACUAAUUCUGCUACUCAUUGUCCCACUAACUCUUCUACUCAUAGCCCCACUAACUCUUCCAGUCCAACCCCCACUAACUCUACUAGCCCCACACCAACUAAUACUAUUCAACCAUCACCUGAGGAGAGAAUUAGCUCUAAUCCUGCAAUGGGACUGCUGUCCAUGACUAAGGGUACAAACGACCUGAAUGCUGAGAGGGUAGAGCGGAACAAGGAGAAAGAGAAGGAGCCAAGUAGCAAGGAAGAAGAUGACAGGAGGGCCAUAGAGAAAGAAAAAGAACAGAAAUCAUUGGCGCACUACAUAGGAGAAACCAUAAAAGAGGAGAGGGAAGAGGGUCUGCAGAAGGUGGAUGAGAUCAUGAGGCAGGGAGUAGAAGGGACCAAAUCAAAUGAGGGAAGAGAGCUGUGUAAAAAGGAUGGGGAUAAAAAGAGGGAAGGAGGGACCAAUGUGUCAGAUGAAAAAGAGUUCAAAACUAAGGAGGCGGUAGAGAGCAAGACAAACAAGGGACCAACUACUGUGAUAGAGGCAGGGGAGACCACAGUAAAAGAAACGGGGGGAGAGUCCAUGGGACUGAGUACAGGGACCACAUCACAGCAGCAAACCGCAGAGGGUGGAACAUCGGACCAAAGAACUGAGACCCCCUCUGUGUGACACAAAUGGACUGACCCAGCACAGUGUCCUUUUUUUCGACCAUGUUUACAUUUGCAUUGCAUGUAUUGUAUAAUUGUGUAAUACAACAACUGUGGUGAAAUAUGUUUACAAUAGAUGGAUAUGAGACGUAUACUUACUUAUGAUUAUUAAAAGGAAUAUUCAAUAUGU